Molecule: messenger RNA, 1823 nt
Organism: Ricinus communis (castor bean)
Lineage: Eukaryota; Viridiplantae; Streptophyta; Magnoliopsida; Malpighiales; Euphorbiaceae
Product: RING-H2 finger protein ATL46
Exons: 1
Coding region: 602-1666 (354 amino acids)
Source: RefSeq, a predicted model, not a curated record
AAUGUAUCAUGCCAAUGCGGAAAAUAUUUAACAUAAAUUUGGAGUCUUUUGUUAUCAUCAACACGGGCCAACUCUCCCUCACUCUUCCACAACCACUCCUUCCUAGCCUUAACCACUUCUUUUAAUUUCUCUCUUCACUCAUUUAAAUUGAUUAGGAAGGAUUUUGUAUCGCAGUUAACAGUUCAAAGCAUUGGCCCCAUCAGGCCAUCAUCACCAAAUAACCCACCCAAUACUUUUUUUUUUUGGAUUCUUUUAGUGUUGUCAUGUUUACUCUUCACGUAAAGAAAGAACAUUCUCAUCAAGUUCACUUUCUCUUUAAUCUUGCAAUUUAUUUUCAGCUUUCAAGCUAAAACAGAAAGACUCAAAAGGGAGUUCUCUUUACCUCCUAAAGUGCAUCUUAGAUAGAACCGAGAAUUUCCUCACUGCAUACUCAAUUCCUAAUAUUCUUAGCUUGCUCAUCCUUUUUUCUCUUCUAUGUCUCCAACUCAAGCAAGAAUGUCUUUUUUGUAGGCAUGCAUUCACUUUCUAUUAAGUACUACAAAUGGCUGAACUUGCGAAACAUACGUGAAAGAGUUGUUUUUUAACAUACCCAUCUGCAAGAAUGUGUAGAAUUCUAUGCGAAAUCGAGCAAAAAUAUGGUUUUCCUAUAAACCCACCUCCUUUUUCACCUCCCUCUUCAAUCUCAACCACUCCUUACGAUGAAGAUGAUUCGACCUUGGCAUCAUCGUCAUCAUCAUCUUUUAACAGAAUUAGCCCUGUAAUUCUCUUGGUUAUAAUAAUUCUAGCUGUUAUCUUCUUUGUUUCUGGUGUUCUUCAUUUGCUUGUUAGAUGUCUCCUGAAAAGGUCACAUUUUUCAGCAAUUUUUCAUUCCAAUAGAUACCCAGAAAUCUCAAGGUCUCACUCUCUUCAAAGACAACUUCAACAGCUAUUUCGCCAACAUGAUUCUGGUCUAGACCAAGCUUUCGUUGAUGCACUACCUGUUUUUUACUACAAAGAUAUCAUGGGUUUAAAAGAACCAUUUGAUUGUGCAGUUUGCUUAUGUGAAUUCUCAGACAGAGACAGGCUUAGGUUGCUUCCUAUGUGUAGUCAUGCUUUUCACAUUCAUUGUAUUGAUACAUGGCUUCUUUCAAACUCUACUUGCCCUCUCUGUAGAGGUACCCUUUUGAGCUCUAGUCUUCCUAUGGAGAACCCCUCGUUUAAUUUUGAUGUGUUGAGGGAAGUAUCAAAUGGGCUUCCUAGCGAUGGAGAUAAUGAUGGAUCUUCUAAUGGUCAAAAAACAGGAAUCACCACAGAGGAAAGUGUAGUUGAAAAGAGGGUAUUUUCGGUUAGACUUGGCAAGUUUCGAAGUCUAAAUGAAGGAGAAACAAGUGGAGAGAGAGGACGAGAAGAGACCAGAAGUAACUUGGAUGCUAGAAGAUGCUACUCACUGGGGACAGUUCAGUAUGUGGUGGGUGAUUCAAAUCUGCAAGUAGCCUUAUCUCAUCAUGAUAGCAUCAAUGUUAGAGGAGAGUAUGAAUCAUCGGCAGUGGAUGGAGAUGUGGAAGGUAAGAAAAUUAAUGGCAGGACCAGAGGAGAUAGCUUCUCAGUUUCUAAGAUUUGGCUUUGGUCUAAAAAGAAUAAAUUUCCAAGUUCAACUACUACAAAUAUGGAUGUCUUCUUCUCUUAACGUAAGUUAAUUUGUCAAUUAAGGAUAGAGAUGCAACUAUAACAGCUAAUUUGGCUAUACUGUUUUUGUGGUUCUUGAUUGAUUGACCAUUUGCUUAAUUAGCAUUCUUUUCUUAAUUAGCAUUUACAAAAGAUUCACACUCGGGAUCUUUCCUCUU